UUCAGACAAAAUCCGGAAACUACCUUUGAAGUGUAUGCAGAAGUAACCUAUUCAGGAAUCAGUUGCAUUGGGAAAGAUCCUGAGGUGCGGAGGCAAUUCCCAGAGGACUACAGUGACCAGGAAGUUCUACAGACUUUGACCAAGUUUUGUUUCCCCUUCUAUGUGGACAGCCAUGCAGUUAACCAAGUUGGGCAGAACUUUACAUUUGUGCUUACAGACAUUGACAGCAAACAGAGGUUUGGAUUCUGUCGCUUAUCUUCUGGGGCCAAGAGCUGCUUCUGUAUCUUAAGUUACCUCCCAUGGUUUGAAGUCUUUUAUAAGCUGCUCAAUGUCUUGGCAGAUUAUUCAGCAAAAGGACAGGAUAGUCAAAGGAAUGAGCUCCUAGAAACAUUUCAUAAACUUACCAUCCCUGAGCCAGGAACCUCUGUUCAUCUUGGAGUGCACUCUUACUUUACUGUGCCUGACAUCAGAGAGCUUCCUAGUAUACCUGAAAAUAGAAAUCUGACAGAGUAUUUUGUAGCAGUUGAUGUCAACAACAUGCUGCAUCUCUAUGCCAGUAUGCUGUAUGAACGCCGCAUCCUCAUUUGUUGUAGUAAGCUGAGCACUUUAACUGCCUGCAUUCAUGGGUCUGCAGCUAUGCUCUACCCGAUGUUCUGGCAGCAUGUUUACAUUCCUGUUCUGCCCCCACAUCUAUUGGACUACUGUUGUGCCCCAAUGCCCUACCUCAUUGGAAUACAUUUAAGUUUGAUGGAGAAAGUAAGAAACAUGGCCCUGGAAGAUGUAGUGAUUCUUAAUGUAGACACCAACACACUGGAAACCCCUUUUGAUGACCUUCAGAGCCUUCCUAAUGAUGUGGUUUCUGCACUGAAGAACAAAUUGAAGAAAGUCUCUACAACCACUGGAGAUGGUGUUGCAAGAGCAUUUCUAAAAGCACAAGCAACUUUCUUUGGGAGCUACAGAAACGCCCUGAAAAUUGAACCUGUAAGUAGGAAAUUAGUAUGCAUAAGAUGUAAGAUGCUAGUGCAGAUUGGAGAAAAAAAGGACAGUAGCAGGUUGCCAAUAAAGGGUCUGUUCUGCCUCAUCAACUCAAAAAUUCAUGUUGAAGGUGAACCCAUCACUUUUUGUGAAGAAACAUUCGUGUCCCAUCGUUCCGCUGUCAUGAGGCAGUUUCUUCAGAAUGCCAUUCAGCUCCAGCUCUUUAAGCAGUUCAUUGAUGGCCGUCUGGAUCUUCUUAACUCUGGAGAGGGCUUCAGUGAUGUUUUUGAAGAAGAGAUAAAUAUGGGAGAAUAUGCAGGUAGCGACAAAUUGUACCACCAGUGGCUCUCUACAGUAAGGAAAGGAAGUGGAGCCAUUUUAAAUACAGUAAAGACCAAGGCUAACCCCGCCAUGAAGACUGUCUAUAAGUUUGCAAAAGAUCAUGCAAAAAUGGGAAUAAAAGAAGUGAAAAACCGCUUGAAGCAAAAGGACAUUGCUGAGAAUGGGUGUUCUGCAACACCGGAGGAAUCUCUACCAAGGACAGCGCCUUCUCCAUUGGUUGAAAAGAAGGACCCUAAAUUAAGGGAAGAGAGAAGACCAAUCACAGUACAUUUUGGUCAGCAGCAAAGACUCCGUCCACCUCGGCCACCGCCUCCAAAGAUACAGCGUUCAUCUAGGCCCGUUCGCCCGCCAAGACCUCAUGUUGUUAAGAGACCCAAGAGCAAUAUUGCUGUGGAAGCACGAAGGACUUCAGUUUCUAGUCCAGAACAGCCUCAGCCGUACCGGGCCCUGAAAGAAUCUGAUAGUGCUGAUGGGGAAGAGGCGGUCAGUCCAGAAAAAUCAAAAGAGCCUCUGCCUCCAAGCCCUCUGCUCUCAAGCAAGGCCACAGAAAUCAACCUUCUUGAAGACAUUUUCCCUAACUUAGAAGUAGAAACACAGCCUCAGCCUCUCAGCCAAGCUAAGAGCCUAGAAGACCUGCGGACUCCCAAGGAAGAGGGAGAUCAGCGAUGCACAUUUGAUUACCAGAGAAUGGACCUUGGUGUGUCUGAGAGGAACAGGAUUGUGCCAACCAUGAAGCUGUCUCACCCUUACAACAAGCUGUGGAGUAUGGGUCAUGAUGAUAUGGCUAUUCCGACCAAGUAUUCCCAAAGCUCACCGGAAAGGCCCUUGACCGCACUUGGUACCAUGCCGCCAAUCACAAGGAGACCCCGAAGCAGAGACAGCAUUCUGGCUCCUGCAGAAAAGGAUGACUCAAAUCCUGCCGUUCAAGGGAACAUCACCAUUCCCAGACCACAGGGUAGAAAGACUCCUGAACUGGGGAUAGUGCCACCACCACCAGCACCCAGGGCUUCUAAGCAUCAGACUCCAGCUGGACCAACAGAAAUUCUCACUACUCACACUACAGGACGUAGCCAUUUGGUUUCAGAUCUUAUCCCAGAGCCCUUUGGAGUUGGUAGUGUGUCCUUAGACCCUGAAAUCCAGCAGUCUGUAAAUUAUUCCUCUCAUCCAUCUCAGCUUUUAUCCAGUGCUACCAGCACCGCUGAGAUGCUCCAACCUGUCAAGGUGAAGACAGAUAAUACAGGUAAUGAAAGCGACUACCUUCUUAAUCUCCUGGAUCCAUUAAAAACAGCCAGCUGGCAAAGCAGUGGCCCACAGCAAGGUCCCCGCAGCCUGCAAAGCUCAGCCACUCCACCUUCUGCUGCUAGCUUUGUCUCAGUGGCAAGUGACUUUGUGCCUCCUCCAGCUGCACCAUUUGUCCAGCCACUUGGUUAUCCUUCCCCAGCACCACCACCUUUUUUACAGCCAUCUCCUAAUCCAUUCACGCAAACAGUGCCAGGAGCCCUUUCAGUGUCUCUAGUUAGACCCCCAAGGGGCUCUUUCACCCCCUCUUUAGGUCACGCUUAUAGCUCUAGCUUCAUAACACCUAAUUCUAGCUUCUACCCACCACAAAGACCUCAACCAAACAUUUCAACACUAUCCAUGCCAAACUUGUUUAGCCAGGCUCCAGCUAUGCCACCAGCUAGCUCCUUAUUGCUGCAGAGCCACAGCCCUUCUCCAACAAGCUCUCUACAGCCAGCGUGUUUAAGUGGUCCUUCUAAAACCAGAACGUUACAGGUGGGCCAGUCCAGCUCAAAGGUAGAUCCCAAACAAGCACUAGCUCUCCUGUCUAAUGAACCCCCUUUGAUCCCUUCCAGGCCAGCUAAGGGCUUAGAGUCAGUGUUACUAUCCUCAAAAUCUGAGGAGACAAAAGAUCCAUUUGAAGAUUUGUUAAAAAAGACAAAGCAAGACGUGUCAUCCACGCCAGGUAAGGUUGAACAGCUCAGAAAGCGAUGGGAAACCUUUGAGUAA
Molecule: messenger RNA, 3324 nt
Organism: Fulmarus glacialis (Northern fulmar)
Lineage: Eukaryota; Metazoa; Chordata; Aves; Procellariiformes; Procellariidae
Gene: DENND1A
Product: DENN/MADD domain containing 1A
Exons: 24
Biological process (GO): endocytic recycling; endocytosis
Cellular component (GO): cytosol; clathrin-coated vesicle
Molecular function (GO): guanyl-nucleotide exchange factor activity; phosphatidylinositol phosphate binding
Source: RefSeq, a predicted model, not a curated record